UAGAAUAAGAACUCAGAUCGCCGAGUGUUGCAGUAGGAGUCUCUGCGUGAAGUCGAUAUGAGGGGUAUGUGAUGUGAAGCGGAUGCUGCGCGCUGGAAACCGUUAAAUAACCCAGAAUGUGGAUUACUGGUAAAAGUGAUCUUUCAUCUCAAAAAGAAUUGGCAUUUGAUGAACUGUACACACAAUGCCGAUUAGCAGCACCUGGUGCACGGCUUUCUUAUUCAAUUAGGAACAGACUUGAACGUUUUAGUAGAGAAGACAGACGAGAAAUAGUUUCGAGAGUGCGGGAAGGCUGCGCACCUUUAUUUGUGGCUUGCAAAAAAGGCAAUGUUGAAAUUGUAGAAUACCUCAUCGAAGAAUGCGACGCAGAUGUGGAGCAGCGGGGUAUGUAUGAGGUGCCGGAUGACAGGUCUAUACAUUUUGUGACACCUUUGUGGUGUGCAUCUGUAGCUGGAAAACAGAAUGUUGUUAAAUGUUUAGUAGAACAUGGUGCUGACGUAAAUAGUGUAUCGGAUACCGGAUCAACUCCUGUCAGAUCAGCCUGUUUCAUGACUCAUUAUGAAAUAGUUGUGUAUUUAGUAUUAAACAAUGCAGAUAUAUUGAAGCCAAAUUAUAAUGGAGGUACUUGCUUAAUCAACUCUGUUCAAAGUGUACCUUUAUGUGAAUUCCUCAUAGAACACGGGGCUGAAGUAAAUGCUCAAGAUAUACAGUUCAAAACCGCACUACAUUAUGCAAUUCAGGAACAUCGUUUUGAAACUACAAAACUUCUACUGGAGAAUGGAGCCGAUCCCCUGAUAAAAAGUCGCUAUGGAGAUGAUGCUCUACAAACUGCAUGCUUAAAAAGUGCCACACAUGUAUUUGAUUACUUGUGUGAAAAGUAUUCCUACAGUACAGAACGUAUUGCCGAAGCCCACGAGCUUAUGGGCACUACCUUUCUUGAAGAACACCAUGAUCUGCGAAAGGCUCUGCACCAUUGGCGAACAGCACUAGAACUGAGGUAUAAUAAUCCAUAUGGAAGAAUAGAAAAAAGAAAGAUUGCAAGAAAAGCACCUUACUUGUUUGCAACAGAAUUUAAUUCUAUUGAGGAGCUUGAAAAUUUGGCACUAGAUUUGGAUGCCAUGCGAAUACAGUCUUUGCUAGUAUGCGAGAGGAUUUUAGGUCCCUUGCAUAGAGAUAUGAUAUUUCGAUUAAUGUACCGUGGAGCAGCAUAUGCUGAUAGUCUUCAGUACCAACGGUGCAUUGAUCUCUGGAGAUAUGCUCUAGAUUUACGUAUACAAAAAGACAGUCUUUUGCAUGGAGAAGUGAGCUUUGCAGCUCAAGCAUUGGUUGGUGUCUUCCUUGAUUUGCACGAAAAGCAUAAUGCUGGUUUGUUACGUGAACAGGUACAAUUCACUGAUGUGUUUGAAUCUAUUAAACUCUUAGUGUAUAGAUUUGAAUCAUCUAAAUGUCUUUUAAAUGCAAGACCUAUUUUUAAGAAACACCAGGACAAUUUUGACAAAAUAUUAAAGGUCUUGACACAUUUAUUUUAUGUACUAUAUGUCAUUCCGAAAACUCCACAAGAAGUUCAUGACAUGAAGCAAAUAAUAAGGGAUGUGCUGAAAAUUGAACCUCGUACUACUAGUGGUGAUACCCUUUUGCAUCUUGUUUCCUCUAAAUCUAAUACAAUGAAAACAAGUACUUUUCUUGAAGAUCCGCAUGCAGCUAUAUUUCCUGAUGAGGGACUGGCAGAACUGUUGUUACAAUGUGGUGCAAAUGUGGAAGCUGUGAAUUUUAACUUGAGCACUCCUUUGCAUAUAGCUGCCCUUCCUUUAAAUUAUCAUCCUGCAGUUAUAGAAGUCCUGUUACGGUAUGGAGCUCAUAUCGAUCGCAGGAAUGGUAGUGGUAAUCAUCCUCAUGAUAUGCUACAAAAUAUAACAGAAUGUACUAUAAACCAUCUGCAGUAUAUAACUUUAAAAUGUCUAGCUGCUCGAAAAGUAAUAGAAAAGCAAAUUAUUUAUGUUGGUGAAGUUCCUGUUGACUUAGAAGGAUUUAUUAGAAUACAUUGAAUGAAUUCUUG
This is a messenger RNA of Stegodyphus dumicola, 2056 nucleotides long. Its product is annotated as protein fem-1 homolog C-like. The record is from RefSeq and is a predicted model, not a curated record. Lineage: Eukaryota; Metazoa; Arthropoda; Arachnida; Araneae; Eresidae.